AUUUGCUGUGAGUGAAACGGCGAUAAGGAAGCCUCAGCAAUUUGAAGCACUUGUCAAUGUUCUUUUGUAACUCGAAGGAGCGUGUGUGCUCUUUCAUGUGCGGUGUUUCAUUCGAAGUCAGUGGGUUAGAAUUUAUUCAUCCGGCUGGAUUGUACAUCGCAGCAUUUGAGCUUCGUAAUCGUGUUUCAAUACUCCAUGGAUUUAGAAGCGUCGACGCGAGUUUUUCUAUAUAGGCCGGAGCUGUCAACGCGUCACCUCUGAAACUCAUUUGUGACAGGAAAAAACUCAACGGCCAGGGGGACCAUGGAGAGAGGUCACGCUUUCAAUGUUGCACCAAAAUUGUCGAAAUUGUUUGAGUGCGCCGUCAUUAUGACACUUAUUCUCGGUCCCGGAGCAAUUACAUCGUUGGACUUUCCAAAUAAACUGAAACACGUUUACGUCAUCUUUGCACACAAAUUAUAUGCCCCGCUGACACCAGAUACGCAGUAUGGCUUUCCUGAGAAACUCGAAUACGAAUACUUCCUCGCUGAUGCCGCCGACAUGCCGAAUAAAGCCAAGCUGGAGAUUGUUGAGCUCGGGAUUCACCUUCGUCGCAGAUACGACGAUUUCUUGGGCGACAUCUAUUAUUCGGAAGUUUCACGAACGUAUACGAGCGAGUACUUCCUGUCGAUGAUAUCCGGCCAAUUGGUAAACGCGGGGCUCUGGCCUCCGGCAAAAUCCCAACAGUGGAACGAAGAUUUGAACUGGCAGCCGAUACCGUCGGCUUACCAGCCGAAGGAAACCGAUAGGCUGUUCCUUGGCACUAUGUGCCCGCAUUUUCUCGAUGAGGAAAAACGCGUGUUGGAUACGGACGAAUCUAUUAAGAACGAGGUCUCCGAGCAUCAGGGACUGUUCGACUACGUUUCCUCCCAUUACGGAAAAAAAAUCGAACGACCCGCGGAUGUUUCGUUGCUGUAUUCGAGCCUGGAAACAAUGGCAUCGUACGAAGAGCUUAACAAAACGUUACCGGGCUGGGCGGAGGGUAUAUUUCCUGAGGGCGAGAUGCGAAACGUUACUCUACUCUCAUACACGUUGUUGUCCAAGACGAGAAACCAAAGACAGUUGAACGGUGGAGUUUUUCUUAAAAAAAUCAUUAACGAGGCAACGAAAUUGAUUACAACGAAUGCAACGUUUGACGUCAAUUCUAAUACGAGUCGCGACGCCAAAAUAUCGUUAUGGAGCGCCGAGGAUAGAAACCUCAUCGGGGUUUUACAAGCCAUGAACUUAUGGUGGUCGCCUCACUUGCUGGAUAACGGGGCUUCUAUUAUUUUGGAACUGCGACACAACGAAUCUGCUAAAGAAUAUGGUUUCGAGAUUUAUUACUACACCGGAAUAAAUAUGAACGAAACGAUGGGACUGACGCUGCCUGGCUGCAAGGCAUUCUGUCCCCUGAGCGAUUUCGCGCGCAUUUUAUCCGAAGUUUUGCCAACCGACGAAAACCUGCUCUGUCACACGGAGCAUCCGAUUGUAACAGAUUCGAAUUCGUCGGCGGACAGCAAUCAGGCUCGAGCUUAUCUGAGGCAUCAACUCGUUUUAUGUUUGACCGUUUUUUCAUUCCUCUUCAAAACGGCAUGUUAACACGGGCGUAUCAUCGUUUUUCGUAUUACUUUCCAGUAUUUUUUCAUAUACUCUCACAAAUCGCUGUCACUGAACGUAUUCGUGGGAAUCAUCAGCUAAAAGACAAAUUUUACGUACGCGAGUGAACAUCCGCAAGUUUGUUCAGUGGAGAUGUCACUCAUUAAAACCCAUGAAUUCCAUACGAGGAAUAUAAAAUCUAACAGACGAAUUCGCUGCUUUCGUUCGCCAUUGAAAUAAUAACUAAUGAAAGAGUACAAUUUUUUGUAUCCACCAUAUGGGAACUUUAUGGGAACCGUUCGAGUUUCCUCGAAUCUACACAUUUGUAUUGGGUCGAGCAUGUCCGCUAUGAUAUCAUCGACAAUCAUUUUGGACAUUUUUCUAUAUCGCCGUAAACGAAAAAUUCCAUAUUUUUUUAUUCCAGAUAAUCCAGUCUCAGGGAACUGCUCCUCGUUCACAAAUGUUUGUUCCAAAUACGCGUUUCAUGUUGCUAAAUUAUUGAUUGUACAACGAACGUUGUUUGUCGAUAAUUCUUCAAGUUUAUUAUUCACGUAUCUUCAUAAUAGAAGUAUACUUGAUCAAUAAAUAUACUUGUGCCAAGUUA
Venturia canescens is the source of this 2218-nucleotide messenger RNA. RefSeq names its product venom acid phosphatase Acph-1-like. The record is from RefSeq and is a predicted model, not a curated record. The transcript is spliced from 7 exons. Gene Ontology annotation, biological process: dephosphorylation. Gene Ontology annotation, molecular function: phosphatase activity. Bases 304 to 1617 code for a protein of 437 amino acids. Lineage: Eukaryota; Metazoa; Arthropoda; Insecta; Hymenoptera; Ichneumonidae.